AUGUAUGCCGACGUGGAUCCUACGCAAGAUACCGAAUUGUAAGUGGGAGCGAUUGCUCAGUUUGGCACACGAGCGGGCCCCUGUUCAAGCUGAGCGAUACACGAUCUUUGCGCUUCUUCAUUGCUCCGAUGCGCGUCUGGCACAAAGUCACGAUGCUCUACGCAAGCAUGGCAUCAUCCCGCCUAAACCUCCUUCGCGCUCUCCCUCGCCCGAAUUACCUAGCGAGUCCGAACGACGAAACGCGAAGCUGCACGCUCUUCCCAUCCACUCUCUUCAACAUCAUCUAGACACCGCUCUGGACUCUCACGAUGCUCAGCAAGUGGAAGAGAUUCAAUUCAUCCUUCGUCAAAGGGCAAAGGCAGAGUUGAGACAGAAGAAAAGGAAUAGAUUUGGCAGAGUCUAUCCGAUUCAGAGACCGGAUUAUACGAGGGAAAUCACCGAGGCUAGCAAGGUCGAGAUCGAUGAAGAGCAGAGUGACGAGGAUGAAGGCGAUGAGGAAGAGCGCGAACAGAUUGGACGCGGCUUGAAUGGCAACAGUGCGCAAGGAGAUCCGGCGAAAAGAAAAGGCACCGGAGUGGUUUGCUUCCUCUACAAGGACGGGUGAGUGAAUGCCGAACCAGGCUACUUCAAGCCUGUCGCAGGAGCCUUGCAAUCUUCACAAGGCUUGCAAGCGCUAAGCCUUCUGCUGUUUGGGCCUCAUUGGACAGGAUGCCAACAUGCGAGCUCUUGAAGGGCUACCUCAACACAUUAGCCGAGAGGUAUCCAGCGACAAAAUUCGUGAGCAUAGUCGGGGCCAAGGUGAGUAAAAUCUCAGCCCGUCUUCCGCUACUUACCGCUCGCUGAGAGAGAGGACGUUGCUCUUGAAUCUCAAUUUCGACAGUGCAUACCCAAUUAUCCGGACAAGAAUCUGCCCACAUUGUUGAUCUACAGGAAUGGGGAGCUGCACAGGCAAAUGAUAGGUCUUAGACCCGAGAUUGGUCUGAGUGGGAUGGACACCAAAUUGGAGGGUGGGUUUUCUUCUUUGCUCUCUAGUAUCGCCCGUCACUUUUGCAUUGUCCGCUCGAAGCUCAUGUUCCAUGUUUGGUUGCCCCCUUUUCCUACAAUCUUCAGACAUUGAGCUGGUCCUUACAGCAGUGGGCGCAUUGGACCGACCACCCCUAUCCUCGCAGCCCGCACAAGGGCGAGAGGAAGACACUUCCGAUUCGGACGAUUCAAGCGAGGAGAACAAGACGAAGGCAAAGAGUAUCAGGAAUGCCACGGGCAGAGGGACCGGAAUGCUCGGUGCUCCGACAGAUAGGCGGCCAAGCGCCAAGACGCAGGAGGAGGAGGAUGCGGAGCUGGACUGGGAUCUGUAA
Ceraceosorus bombacis is the source of this 1355-nucleotide messenger RNA. Lineage: Eukaryota; Fungi; Basidiomycota; Exobasidiomycetes; Ceraceosorales; Ceraceosoraceae. The record is from the annotation of a GenBank genome assembly.